AUGUUCUCGUUCCCGUUCCUACUUCUACUCAUGUUCGCUCAAGUGUCGAAGAUGAACGUCUAUGACACUCGACCCGUUGCCAACUAUUCUUGCCCCGAAUUUGCGGUCAAUUUAGUUUUCUGUGAAAAACAGAGAAUCCGGUGCAGUAUGGAGAGGAAAAACUCAUCGGAAUGUGGCUAUGAGGCGUGUGAAUGCGCGAGGGUAAUCAAUUUGAUUGAACUCAUUCUAAACUCUGGAAACUCGAUUUCAAUCUAAUUAGAAGAGUUUGCAAUCUAAUAAGAAAAUGCUCUAUUUCGCAAUCUAAUCAGAUUUAAUUGAAGUUCCAGUAAAAUCGUUUCAGAUUACAAUAUAUUUUUCCUGAAUUGCAAUCUAAUAAGAAAACAUUGCAAUCUAAUUAGAAGAUUUUGUAAUCUAAUUGAAGCAAAUUCUAUUCCAAACGAGUUCGUAUUAGAUUGCAAAGUUUUCUAACUAGAUUGCGAUCGAGUUCCCAGAGAACUUCCCCCUUAUUUUCAGCGAAUACCGGCGGAGAACGGCGCGUGCAAGAAAGCAGUGGAAGAGGUGUGCAUCGAAUCCGAAAAGUACAGCGGAAUGACGGGACGCCGACUAGAUGAACAGUUGGCUGGAAGUACUGCGAAACAUCUUUCGGGUAUUUCCGACAAACUUAUCAAGAACUGUUUUGAAAGUGAGAGUAAAGAUUUUGAGGAGAUGGAGAGAAAGUGUGGAUUGUUUUAGGCGUUGAAGACUACGAAAGUCAACGAGAUGAUACGCUUCUCCAACUCCCGGACGAUGACUUUCAGAGAAGAGCAGCUGUAAGUAGGAAAUGGCCGUCUGCGGAGUGUAAAUCUGGCCAGACAACUUAGCCAGCCCAACCCCGCCUCUGACUGACUAGAAUCUACCUUACUUCCAGGCCCUAAUACUGUAUCGCAGUAUUAACACGAGGCUAUCAACCGACUGCCGGGAGACCUCUCUGGAACUAGAGACAGGUCUCAAAGUCAUGGAUUCCGAAACGUAUGCCGAACUCAACAUUCCGUUCAUUCAAUGGCAUUGUGACUGGCAACUCGGCGACUUCGGGAUGGUCCUGUCCCGUAGAGCAGCACUAAUUUCAAGUCCAAAUCAGGCGGAACAGUACAAUCAUUGCUGUGCGAUUCAUCGAAAUUGUUACGCAAAUCAGUGGGAUCCGGAGAAUUGCGAUAGAGGUUUCAAAGAGUGUAACGAGGUGGGUCUGCUGGUAAAUUAGAAUCAAAUCAACCACAUACAGAACGUGGUAAAGUCAAUUAGAAGUGAAACGUCUGGCGCAGACGUGUACAGAAAGUAUCUGGAGCAUAAACUUCCAGCUAUUAGAAGAAAGGCGGUUGAGAUUGCUCGACGUACAGGUAAACGUUAUAGCGUGUAACUAGUAAUUGUACAAUUGCUUUUUUAAGACUUUGAUUUUAAAACCUAUUCGAACGAGUUUCAAUCGUUCAACGGAUACCAAAAUGGAGUGAUGGACAACUCAGUCACUCAUGUACUUUUCAUGGAGCUAAACUCUGCGAAGAUCCUGCAAGUGCUCAUUACACAAAUCUACGGAAACUGUUCCGAACACUAUUGUAAGAUUUUCCAAACCUUUUUAACCUAAACACAUUCAACGUACUUCAGAUGAAAUUUCGUCCUGCACCAGCAUGAGCCAACGCUGUCUUUGGGGGAACGAGUUCUCCGAAUCCGAGUGCUGCGACAAACUCAACAAGUGUCUGAUCAACAUUACAUUGGUCGGGAAUAACAAAAAGUGCACCAAUGCAGUGGCCCAACUCACACGCUUCCUUAAACUCGAGUCCCCGUCUUGGUUUGAGCGAAUUUCCGACUGGUUCACCCCCUUUAAACUUCUGCUGAUAAUUAUUGACUCAAUUAUUGUCUUUUGUGUUUUUACUGUAGGCUAUUUUCUUCGUAAGGCAGUCUAUUAUUUUUUUACUGUAGUACUACCUUGGCUACUUGGAGUGAUUAGUGCGAUCAUUUUGAAAUGGGUUCGAUGGUGGCUAAAUCCACAACAACUUGACAGCUUACAAAUGGAGCAACUACGUCCUUUGUCUCAAUAAACUCAAAUUCCCUCCCUCUCUUUCUCUGCCUCACACGUUUUCACUCAUCUCAUUUUCUUAAUCGUGUAAUUUAGGCAAAGCCUUUCCCGUUUCUAUGUUUUGUAUAGUUGCUAAUAAAGUUGAGAAGGAAAUGCUCUUGUUCAACGAAGCCGUUCAAAAAUGAUUCGGACGAUGAAGAAAGUGGAGUGCAAUUCAAAUUGUAUAAAAAUUUAAAAUUGUAUACAUCAAACUGGCUGGCGUGACUAUCACUCUGUUUUAAAGACCUCCUAAAGAUAACAUUCAUAUUUGUUCAAAUCGAUUCAUACACAUACCCUAUACGAAGCAGAGAGCGAUUCAGAUGUCAAACAUGAAUUCGACUACGUUACUUGUUUCGAUCAUCAACUGGAAAACCGACGAUGAAAAAGAUAGAUAAGGUACGUUGGUUUUGCCGUCUUCAUUGUUUUCUUGAAGUUCGUCUACGAGAUUUUCCUAAAGGACUGUUACAAGAGCUGGAAGAAAGAUAAAUGUGGGAAACACUCCUGUUGCAGUCACAUUUUUUGUGAAGGCGAAAGAGGUCCAUGUUGUACUAUUCACUUUCUACGUAAAUUUUCCCCCUUCGAAUAAAUAAACGAUACCUCAUCUCGAUUUCAUCACUUUCCGGAUGCUUUCAAUUGUCCUCCUCGCCCUCCACGCGUCCAUUUCAGUUUUAAUUACGCAUCGUCACAUUCCAUUUGACGGCCAAGCUCGCCUCGCGCACCAAUUGUUUAUGGGGGCGAAGUGCCCUCCGUCCGCUUCAGAUGCGAAUGCGCUUGCGCACGUCAAAAUAGUUCAUCAUUUUAUAAGGUCUCUCUUCUGUGCGAAGAUGUUCGGCUGAUUAAUCGGACGUCGGGGGCACAUUGAUGAUCGAUGCGUUUUCAAUAUGUUCGUGCCGCGCGCGCAUUCGAGAAAUGGUUAUGUGACAUGGCAAGCGCGGCGUUAUGUAACGACUUAGAUGGAUUGGACGUGCAUGAAGGGAGCGAGAGCACCUGCUUGUUACGAAAUAAUGAGCACUGCCGACUGCGAGCUAGGAGAUGGAUGAAAUGAAUGAGAAUGUUGCGUUUUUACCCAAAAUUUGCCUCAUUUCGAAGAACUGAAUACAAUUGAACUUUCAGCAAAAAGGCGGCGAUCUCUAUGCUCGAUUUGCGCGAAUAAAUUCAACGCCGGGCAGGGAGUGAGAGCCGACGUUAUGCGCCUUUAAAGUACGGUAGCGCGCUACAGAACGAGUUGAAAGAAUUGAGAGCGAACGAUUUUUCUGUAUCUACGUGUCGGCAAAACAUCAUGUUGGGAAACCUCAAUUCAAAGCAGCAGAAAUAGGAAAAUUGGUAACAAAGAAGAGAGUUAGUAGCGAUGUUAGCCAACGAGUGGCGGUCGAGUUCAACGACACUCCGUUCGCGGUGCCCGCGGUAGGCCAAAACUGACGGACUCCUCGACAAAGUAUACGGGUGCGCGUCUAGAGGGCAGGCAGAAAAAAGAGAAUGGUUCUGGCCAACAGGUCGUCCGAAUGGACGGACCGUCGAGAGGAAAGACUGCAACGCGACGCCAAACUACGAACACGUGUUUCGAUGGUCUGUUUACGUGACGAUGUGUCACUCAAACCCCUCGUUAACACCCUUUGAUCUCUGCGACAGGUGCGAAAUUCUUGAACGGUCCCCGUCCCGGUCAAAAUGUUCGCGCGAGAGCCGCACAUCCGGCUGUCAGUAAGGGUCUCUACACUCAUUUCUGGCGAGAACGAUCCCCUUUUUUUCUCCCUGCCCAGACUGCCUUCCCAAAAGGCUGUCGCGUCGCGUAGACUCAAGACCCUUAGUUUUGACCUACCACGCUCCGCGCAAAUAUGCAUUUUCGGCUGUGUGUUGUCAACACUUUACCGUCUCUUUCGGCAAAAUCUUAACAUUUUAAAGAAAUUUUGUUUUUGGGGUGGGCACUGAGUCACAGCGUGGACAUGAGACCAAAGGAGACUGCUGGCGCAUCUUGCACUCACUUGGCGCACUAUUGGAUUAUUUGGUUUCGCAAUUAAAAUCUUUUUCUCGUUUUUAUCUUUUAAAACUUGUCGAAACGCAAUUUUUCGUUAAAUAUUUGUUGCAAAAAACUCAAAUUUAAAUUUUCAGGACUCGUUGCGACAAUUUCUGCAGUUGGAAAGGCGCGAAGCUGGUGGAAAUUGCCGAGCGGCACGGAGUAGCGGUUAGAAUAAAAAAGAACAGUUAUUUUCUUCGCCGAUAAAUAAUUUCAGGUUUUCCCCAUCAUUUUAUCGGAUUGCGGCGGACACGCGAAUAGAAAAAAGCACUAAUCAACUGAAAACCAGGAAUCUCCAGCAAAAAAUUUUUAACGGAACACUAAAUUUGUUUGAUUACUGAAUGAAGCUUAUUGAAAAUAUUCUUAGUUUUCUUUUAUCGCGAUGUUAUCUCACUUCUACAAUUCUAAAAUUCGAUCCUUGUGGCCGGAAGUUUGCCUACAAAGCUCACUUUCAGCGACACUUCAGAUUUCUGACGGCAAAAAGACGUAACAAUCGCGCACAUAAUCAUUUUUACGUUUGAUAAAGCUCUCUUUCAUCUCUACAACUUCUAAUAUUGACAAACUUCUGCUUUUCAUGUAUUUCAGCCAGAAAUUCACGCUACUCUUUCAUGGUUUUUAAAAUCGGUCUAUUUGCAUUGAGUUGCGAUUUUUUUCAUCCGUACAGCGUCUCUAGCCAUUAUAUAACAGUAUUCAAGCGUCACUGUCGUAAUAAAUCUGCGAAACAAUUCAAAAAUAACCUCAAACUUUUUAAAUUUAUUUCGCAUCGCUACACAGUUUUGCACAAGGAAACACGACGGCUGCACCGAUUUGGCUCUGUGUGUGCUCAAAAUGACCGUCUAACUCCCAGCUACAAUAUAGCCUGUGACAAAAACGAAAAAAUUACGGCGUUCAAUUUUUACACGGGGAAUAACGCAAUUUUCGCCGAAAAUUUAUUAUUUUUGAACUCCCGCGCGUGCGCUGCAAGUGCGCUUUAAUGAUAAACGUCCACGCUGUGACUCAGUGGUGGGGCCGAUCAGUUUUUUUGAAAUCAUGUUCAAAAAUGUUCGCCGCACUGGCCCAGAUUUUUCCAACUAUGGUCCCCGGGCGUUCCGAAUCCGUAUUUUCACGCAACUCUUCCCAUGUUCAGUUCAUUUUUCUAGUUUCAUCACAUUUGUCGCUUAUCACAAGUCUUGGGUGCUUCCUUCCACGAAAUGAAAUCGGCGCGCGCAAUAAUUGACGCGUCUGGCCAUAUUGAGACAGUCCUAAUACUCGCCUAAUCCGACGGAGCCAGUCAUGGAGCCAUGUGUCCCGCCGGUUGGUCGUAAACCGAUUUCCUCGUGCCUCCUCGCCUGUCCCAUAUUGUUUCUCUCGCUCAAUUAAGCAAAGCCGAAAAGGACGUAUUAUGUGGGCGACCGGGCGUCAGCCAGGUGUUCUCCGUGGUUGCAUAUCUAAUUGCACCGAGGAAGGACGGCGGGACACAACAUCUUCUUCUUUUUUUGAUGCCACCCACAAAACAUGUCGUUGCUUUUUCUGCUUCUUCCGUCUUCUUUCAUGGCUCCUCAUUAGUCAGCUACACCACACCACAUUUGCAUAUUUUUGCGAAGAACCACCACAACUCAUUUUUCUACGACCCUUUCUCGCUUGACUCCCCGGAGAAACCGAAAGAGAGAGAGAGGGAAAGAGCAUCAUCGAGUGGCUGAAUUUUGGACGGAAAUUGGACGACGGAUCGGAUGGACAGAAAGAGAAAUGAGACAUGCAAAAAUGGGUAUGGGGAGAAACAGAAGACGGCUGAAGAGAUGGAUGAAGAGCGGAAAGAGAGUGGUCAGAAAAGAGAGUGAUAACUUGUGACAGUGAAAUUGCACUAGAAUUGGGAUAAGUUGCAUUGCUUCCGAAUCUAGAUGCUCUUGGAGCUCGAUGCUCCUUAACUGAAAGUUUAAACGUUUUCAAGUCAGUUCAACUUAAAAUUGGAGAUUCCCGCAACUUUCAGCAACUUUCCAGCAUUCCAAUAUAGCCUUUGAGAAUGUUUUCCCAUUUGUGCUUCUCCUCCUCCUCCAUUUCAUUUCUAAUUCAAUCCACCCCCACUCCUACAACACCUAAUCCGCCUUCAAUACCUGAUUAUUAUCCGUUUCCCCUCCCCCUUUCCUUCCGGCUCUUGGCUAUCAAUGCGCGAACAUUCUACCCCCCCGGACACAAAUUAGCUGAUACAACCUUGCUCCCUUUUCGCUUUCUUCGCUUCUCUUCCAACCUCAUGCCCAUUGGCAGCUGGUCAGUUCUUUAGAGACGCAGAGAGUGGGUCUCGCUUAGCCCCGCCCCCUCCGGAGAGACCACCGCCUUGCCAUUCGCAUUCAACACCGCUUCGAGGCCAUGAAGAGAUGACGCCCACGCUCCUCCGAAUGCUGCUCCUUUUACUUUUUCUAUUAGCAGUUGUAUCAUCACCUGUAGAGGGUUUCUUCGAGCCCUCGCCGCUAGAAGAUAGAUACUAUUCGACCAACGCCAUCGACAUUGUCUGUAAGCCAUGCGCGGUGCCAUCCUCUGGCGCCAUAAUCUGGCUCCCCGCCUCCAGACCCCCUUGCCUUCAUCCCGGACAGCCUAUCAUCCAUUGGCCGGAUGAUUCGUUGAACACCUUCUCCUGCCCCAUUCCCGGACGUCCUGAUCACAUCCUUUCCUCACAAAUCUCGCUCCUGGACGACGGUCUUUUGCUGACCAAGGAGCGAGUUUGUUUCUUCGACGGUCCCAUAGACAUCCACUACGAUUACACCUGUGACGGAAAGGUGUACAGGUCCCAUAUGAGAAUUGGUCACUCGACUGCCUUUGGUAGAAUCGAGAAGACGAGAAGAGUGAAACGAUGGGCGAGACGGAGGAAUCCGGACGCGAACGCUGUGCAUUUCCAGCAAGAAAAGUGAGUCGUUGAUACUUUAAAAUCCGAAAUUUCCUACGAGCAGCCAUUUUUCGAAAACCUAUACACAUUUUUGCGAGUUUCUCGUUGCUCUUUGUUAGUUUUGAUCAUAAUAAACGCAUUCACUGUGACAAUGAAUAAGAUGAAUAAGUAUUUCUCCGGCGGCACGCAUCUAAAGUCCCUGGAACGCUGCAUCGGAGCCUUCGUGGGCGACCGAAAGCCGAAAGUAAACCGGUCAGGACCAAUUUUUUUUGACUGUUGUGAUUAAGAAUUGUACGUUCCAGUUUUUGAGAAAAAUCCCAAAAACCGGUUUUGGCCUAGUAGAACGGCGAUGGCCUAGUCGAACAGGGACUAGAAACCUCCGCGAGACCCCCAGCGAUUCCUGGUUUAACGAAUAAGUUCAGAUAUGUUCGUGAACUGCCCGAAGACACCCCGAUCGAGACGGUGAUCGCGUCGGUCAAAGCAUCGCAUGCCUCCUCUCAACCCCUCUACUACUCGAUGGUCGCUCCACAAGACUCUCGCUCCCAAAAUUUGUUCACCCUGGACACGGUGAGUCAGUUUUUUCGUACCCUUUCGUACUCAAUCCCAAAAAAAAGGAAAAGUGCCUGAAGGAACAGAACACAACACAAACGCAAUUAUCUAUGAAUGCUUUCUAGUACUGCUAGUGCUCCUAGAUUGAGAGAGGGAGCGGCAAAAUAAUGCGAUUUUUGCAGAUGAGUGGAGAGAUUCGACUCGCUAAAAGUAUGGACCGAGAAGUUCUCGAUAAACACAUUCUCAAGGUGACUGCGUACGAACGAGUGGAUCCGACGAUUUCGGCGAGCACGACAGUCGUCGUACACGUGCUGGACGUUCAGGACAAUAGUCCGAUCUUCGAAAAGGAUUCGUAUUUUGGCGAAAUUCGCGAAGAUGCUCCGGUGAGUCUAUUCAUUCGUUCAUUCAUUCAUUCAUUGACACCCUGCGUCUCGUUCUCUCGUGCUAAUUCGAACGGGAGGAGCCCUCCCUCCCUCCCCGUCCAUCCAUCCAUCCAUCCAAACAACAGCUUGUAAUUAGGCGAGUGCUUCUGCAUGAGACAGUGUUCGAAGCGGUGGACACGCAGAGAGAUGCGCGAGAGGAUUCACCUGUCCUGCGAGAGAAUUGACACUGUAUUGGAUUAGCCGGGUUCGGGGUGUGAAAAGAAAAGGAUCUUAAGAAGAAGUGAAAGACGAAGCUGACGAAUUUUCGAUUUCCAUACUAAUUCCCUGCCACUCCGAAUUACUCUGUCCACUCGCUUUUUGGUAUAAAUUUCCAUUCCACUCCGCGCCGCCGUCCCUCUAAUUUCCCCCGAGACACGCCCGCCGCGCGUAGUACUUACGCGAAUUUUUGAGUGACUCGGGCGCGAGUGCCCAGUGCACUUUUCAGUUCAUAAAUCAAAGCGCCCUGGAGCCAACAUUGUUUCAGUGUAAAGGGUUUGCGCUCUUUCGCCCCCUCCCAACCGGCCAUCUGUCAUCAGGAGGCAGAGCUCGAGCGGGCAAAUUAUUAGAGAGCCGGCCGAAAAUGGAUGUUUGCCCCGUCAGGAAGAAGGACACCAACACCGUGUAUGCAUGGGUACGGCGAGAGGGUGCGCGGCGAGGAGAGACACGGGCACGAACGGGGGAAGUCGGGAUGUCGUCCGAUGAGCCACUCACUGUCUGUGUUCGAGUCGAAUUGAAUUGCAAAAGCUGAGGAGGGGUGUUCAAGAAGUUCGAACUUUUAGUGCUUCACGAAGUUUCUAAAAGUGGAAGAGAAGAAACUUUUCAGAAAACUUCCGCGAUAACCGCACUUUUUCGAUAUUUUUGUGGUAAAAAGCUAAAAAUUUCUGUGAUAACACAACAUUCCAGGCUUUUUUAGCAGGUUUCGUAUUUAUUACCCUUGGUGCCGCGGCAUGCCGUGAUUUUCAAAUUUCUUUCCGGCGAAACCAGUGUCGGCAUUGAAAUCUAAAACACGUAAAUACAAAAAUUUUGAGCGUUCGAACAGCAAAAAUCACCGAGAAAUGCCUGAAACUUAAUGGGGCUAUUCAGCGUAUGUUUGUUUUCCGUUUUUUUCGUUUUUUUACACCGCUGAAUUGGGUUUUUUUUUGAUGUAAAAAAACGAAAAAAACUGAAAAAAAUCAUUUUUUUUCACAGCCUGAAUAACCCCUAAGCGGCUUUUCCAUUUCUGCACUGCGUGCCUGCUUCCGUAAAUCGACACUGCUUUUAAGGGGAAUUGCUGAAUACUUUCCAUCGGCGAACCCAGUUUUCUGAAUGAAAUCUACUCAGUUCAUGCUCUCAAUGUGCGUAACCUUUUUGAGAAGUUUUCGUAGAAACUUUCCGGUUAGAAAUCGUAAAGUCAAACAUCAGCCUUUCUCACACAAAAACCCCUUCUCAUUUCCGGUCGCAAACCCAAAUUUCAUCAUGCUCAUCGCCUUCUUCCUUCCUUCCUUCCUUCUCACACCCAAUAAUGAGAUGAGUCGUGUCGUUUCUCGAAUCGUAAAGCGACCGCCGCCAAUGGCAUCCUUCGCUCGCAGCACACGCGCGCGCGCGAGAGCUUCGAAUAUAUAAUUAAAGGAGGCACAGUGUUGGGUUGAGACGGGCGGGGGGAGCAUGUGUAGUACAUGAGUGAUAUUGGACUAACUUGGCAGUCGGCAGACACUUGAGAAAUUAAAAUCUGAAUCUUGUAGAUUGGCACCACGGUUCUCUCGGUUUUCGCGCGAGAUUUGGACGCCGGCGAGAACGGAGAAGUCGAGUAUUCGCUCGGAGAGGGAAACGGAAAGAGUCUGCUGGCGAUCAACGCGAAGAGCGGAGUUAUCCAGACGGCCGCGCCGCUCGACAGAGAAACUCUCUCGCUGAUCCGACUGGACGUGAUCGCGAGUGAUAAGGGAACGCCGAAGAGGGAAUCGACGGCUCUUGUGGAGAUUACGAUACUCGAUGUGAACGACAAUGCGCCGGUCUUCGCUUCGGACUCUUACAACGUGACCAUCUCGGAAAACAUCACUCUUCCCGCGGUGAUCGCCACUGUCAAGGCGACUGACGAGGACUUUGGCACCAACGGCAAAGUGCACUAUUCGAUGGCUUCUUCCUCCGGAAUCGGGGGUCUUACCAUCGAUUAUUCGACUGGAGAAGUCACGUUGAGGGAGAGAAUCGACGCGAAGAACUCGCCGGUGACUGCGGUGAUCCGCGCGAAAGACGGAGCGCAGCCAGCCCUUUCCAGUACGGUCCCUCUCACAAUCCACGUGGUUGACAUAAAUGAUCACGCGCCCACGCUUAUCGCAGCACAGAAAUUGAUAACACUCGAAGAGAACGUGGCGAUUGGAGAGGAGGUCGGACGCGUUUAUGCCAUUGACGAGGACUCGGGACCUAAUGGAAUCAUCAAGUAAGAUUAUAGAUCAGUUGUGUUGGUGCACAAAGAACAACUUGCAGAUACUCGAUGGAGGGUUCCGAAGACUUUAUUAUUGACGCGGACAGUGGUGUUAUCAAAACAACAAAACUGCUGGACCGAGAAACAAUCCCACGGUAUUUGUUGAAGGUGAGAAAAACAAAAUAGUCAAGCCACCUAGUUGACUCGAAUCCCGGACGUUAAGAUUAAAAGUCUCACGCUCUAGUCUAGAGGACAGUUUGUCAGGACUUGUAAACUUUUAGAGUGUGGACAGGGUGACGAGCAUCGGAAAUACUAGACUAAUCCCAGAGUGAUCCUACACUAACUUUUCAGUGAUCCCCUCCGUGCGCACAUCCUCUCUAAUGCCUACACACUUCAGGUUACCGCACGAGAUAUGGGCACGCCGCCGCUGAACACAUCGACGACGAUCGCCGUGGUUUUGAAGGAUGUGAACGAUAACGCGCCAGUUUUCGAGCGAAAAGAGUACAAUGUGACGAUUUCUGAAGAAAUGCCACGUGGCAGUCAGAUUAUCACCCUGAAAGCUGUCGAUAACGACGAGGACCAGAAGAUCACGUAUCGAAUUGAAGAGGCCGACCGGGAAGUGUUCAGUAUUCUAGACAUUGGCGACCAGGGAGCUAUUCUAAGCGUUUCCGGCGAACUGAAUCGACAGGAUCACAAAAUCAGAGUGGAAAUAUCGGCGACAGAUCAGGGAGGACUUCAAGGUCGGUGCGUCGUGAACGUCUUCAUCGACGACGUCAACUCGGCACCGUACUUCAACGACCAUCCGUUUUCUGUAAAGAUUCCCGAACAUUCUCCUAUCGGUUACCCUGUAAUCACUUUGAAGGUAAGAAUCCCGCCGUAUCAUCCACAGUAAUCUCAUUUCCAAUUCAGGCAGAGGACCACGACCGCGGCGACAACGCGCGUGUCAUCUACUCGAUCGACUCGACCCAAUUCUUCCGCAUCGAUUCCACGUCCGGCGAGAUCUCGGUGGCGGCCGACUUGGACCGCGAGGAACGUGCCACGUUUCCGCUCAUCGUGACCGCUUCCGACCACGCGACGCUGCCGCUCAACACGUCAACUCAAAUCGAAGUGAUUCUGGAUGACAGUGAGUUGUAUCUCUGACGGCGGAUCAUUUUGACACAUUCAAAUAUGUUUCUUCUGCCCAAGAAUGGCAUUUCUGCCGGAUGGGCUGACAAAUGGCCAGAUGUGUGAGGGGGGGCGAGAGAGCGGGCGGAGGGCCCGAGACGCAGGCAGUGUUUGACACAACACGAUUAUUUACGGAAAUUGGGUUUGAGGCGGUAUUCCGGGCGGACAGAAGGAGACCGGAAGAAGCAUAGUACAAAGGAAGGGGUUCUGAUUUGAAACAUGCGUGCUUGGUGCGAAAUUUGUCAAGCUAGCGACGCGCGCUCGAGUUCUGCGCCUUCAAAUUUAAGGCGACUACGGUAGGUUACGAUAUACCCCAUUUUGACUUCUUUCUCUUACAAACUUUGAUAAAAUGAACUGAAAACGGCUCGAAUACAAGCGUCUCUUCAUUUCUUUUCAAUAAUGCAUCCAAAAUCAGCGUUUAGUUAGAAAAAUGGGGAAAAUCGUGAGCCACCGACCCACGUCUACCGUGUUCGCUUCAAAUUUAAAGGUACAGAACUCCAGCUAGCUGAGAAAUUUCGAUCCGCGCGAGACCCGCCGUCAAGAAUCGCACAAUACCGGACAUUUCAGUUAACGACAACGCUCCGCAGUUCACCUCGUCGAGCUAUGCGGCCACCAUCUCGGAGGACAUUCCCGUCGGCACCUCGUUCCUCCAAGUCUCCGCAAUCGACGCCGACAUCGGAGCGAACGGCAUCGUCGACUACUUCCUCAACGAGACCUCCUCCUCGCCGGCCAUCCAACUUUUUCGGCUGGACCGCACCUCUGGAACUCUUCGUGUCAGCUCGAAGCUCGAUCGAGAGCAGUUUGCAGUGUAAGUGUUAUUAUGUGUCGAGUGGGGGAUUAUGAACACCUGCGAUGGGAAUGGAUUACUCAAUGAGCCCUCAUUUGACCGGGUGUCACUGUUUUCUAUGGCCCGUGUUUUUUUGUCAAGUGCCCCUUUCGAAGAACAGAUUGCGGAGCGGACGGGCACAUUCAUUAUAAUUUAGAUUUCAUUCCAGAAUCGUCCUUCCGAUCUUCGCCAGGGACCGAGGUACUCCCAGCCUAUCGGCAUCUUCGGAAAUCACUCUGACACUCUCGGACGUCAAUGACAACGCGCCGACGUUUGAGCAGCUAUCCUACGAUUUGUAUAUUGCGGAGAACUCGGCAGUCGGUUCGACAGUCGGCACCAUUGUUGCCAGGGAUCCGGACGAAGGACAGAACGCCGACAUUUCGUUUAGGAUAUUCGGGGGCGCCGAUGCGAAACUUUUUGAUAUUGAAGGUAAAACUUAAAGUUAGACGAUUCCCUUAUCUUCCAAUUCUUUCAGAAGACGCCGAACAGAACGGACUCGUGAGAAUCCUUUCCCGUGUUGAAUUCGACUACGAGGCAAAAGCGAACAAAUUCUUUUUUGAAUUGCAAGCGAGCAGCGGACAGCUCUCCUCAACAGUGCCCGUCCGAAUCCACGUGUCGGAUGUGAACGACAACAAACCGGUGCUCAAAGACUUUGUGAUUCUCAUGAACCGCUUUGAGAACGUGCCGAUGGCCAGACAGGUCGGAUUCAUUCCCGCGUUCGACCCGGAUCAAAACGCCACCCUCGAGUACUUUUUGGAGGAGAACGACUUGAUCGAAGCGGAAAAGUACACUGGAAAGAUUCUGGUGAAGCAGGAGUGGAAGCGCAAUAUGGAUGUCUCGUUCAAGACGUGCGUCUCGGACGGAGCCAACACCGAAUGCUCGACGUGUCGCUUCAUCCAUGUGAUGGUCGAGCCGGAUUGGUUGGCCGAGAGUUUCACGCUGAGCCUCGCCCGAAUGACCGUUGACGACUUCUGGGAUCCGCUCGUCUUCCAAAGAUUCAGAGACGCCAUGUCGACCCUCAGCAACUGGAAGCCGUCGGACAUUCACGUGAUCGGUGUCAAGCAACAUCUCGAUGACGUCAUCCAUCUGAACCUGGCGGUGACGGACCACGGAAGAGUCGUACGGUAAGUGCCGGAUGGGACACAAUAACACUCGAAGCGACCAAAAGGGCCACCGCCUACUAGUAGUCAAGUGUUGUGUUACGGGAAAUGAGUUUGGUUUUGCAAUUAGAUGCGCUUCACAAUAAUUCGAUUUGUUUUGGCCAAACAAUGAAACGCAUGCGGGCGGCUCCUUCUCUCCAUCUUGAAGCACAGCAACAGACAAAGUGGUGUAAUUUAAUAGGAAUAAUGGAGCGGCUGUGCCACACUUUAUGUAAAACUAAAAUGAAAUGAAGAAAUAUGUAAAUGUAAAUGCAAAAAGUCUAGCCACCUAGGGGGCUCGAACCCCUGACCUUAAGAUUAAAAGUCUCACGCUCUACCAACUGAGCUAAGGAGGCCCCGUUUCAUCGCUACUCUUGUUUUGCAGAGGAUGGCGAGCGAUCGAACUGGUCAAAGAGAACAUCAAAAAGUUGGAGAAGAUGACCCUACUGCAAAUGGAAGUGAUUCGCGACGAGUCUUGCGCCAACGAACCGUGCUCGCACAUGGCUAAAUGCCGUCAAACUCAAAAGUUUGUGGGCGAGAUGAAGGCGCACGAGACGGACAAUUUCAUCGCGAGAACCCUGAACACCGUGAACACUUUUGUCUGCGAAUGCCCUUCUGGAUUCACAAGUGACUCAUUUUUUCAUCCAAUCUCAUCGAACAACGUGUCUCCUUUAGAUUCGGAUGCUCGUGGCGAGUGCGACACCCGUCUGGACGAGUGCUACCGGGGCAGAUGUUCGAACAAUUCGACGUGCGUCGCCUCCGAGAACACGUAUCGGUGCGAGUGCAAACCCGGCUGGAUAGGUACGCUUUGAUUUGUCUAAUUGGCUUGGGGCCGUUUCUCGUAAAAUUGAAUCGCUUUGUUUGGUUGGCAAUCGAACAAUAAAACGGUUAUGAGCACUUAGCUCUCAGCUCUAAUUGGCUUGUGCGGGAAGACGACUCUUCAAAACUUGUUCUGGUUUCUCAUUUCUCAUUUCGUCAGCUCAAAAUUGUUUCCACUUUUGCGUGGCGAAGGGGGCAAUUUGCGUGUCACUUCACUUCAGCACACAAGUCCCCGGUGCUCUUGUUUCAACCGCAACCGGAAGCACCCCAUCUUGUCUUGCGUCGUCUCACGAGGGACUUUCCCUCCCCGUUUCCCUGACCCCAACGUUGCGAAAAGGGACUUUUAGAGAAAUGGAUGUCACUGGGAAUUCGUCAAGUUCAUCUAAGCACAAUACCGUUUAUUCAAGACGGUGUACAUCAGAUGCCGGUAAAGAUAUUGAAAAGUUGUCAAUUGAUGAAAUGUGCACAAUGUUUUCCUGAGUAAUUUAUCAGUUGAUCACUUUUUGAUACCUCCACCGGCAGCUCAGAUAUAUUGUCCUGAAUGCUGGCGUUCUGGAGAGCUCCAUCUUGAAAACCAAUUAUAAUUUCAAAAAGCGGUAAACUGCAAAAUUGUGGGAAAUGCUAUGCUCAACAACUUUAUAGUUGACAGUUUUGUUCAAAAAUGCGUCACCUUUCAGGCCGUCACUGUGAAAUCUCGGUGCACGCGCUCACUUGUGUGCCCGGCUACUGUAUGUCCGAUUCGCUUUGUGAGCUCGACGGCAACCAGAUGAGAUGCCGUCACUGCAAGUACAAAGGAGAAGACACGGACGAGCGGUGUCGGUUGCGAAGCGUCUCUUUCGAAGGCGAAGGACUUCUCAACGUGAACCUCGACCUGCCGCGCACCCAAUGGACCAUGAAAUUCAGGUGAGCAGACACUGUGAGCUGACACUAACAAAAAGAGCCAGCUUCUUUUUGCAGGGUGUCCACAAUUGCGCACAACGGUGUUUUGGUAUUCACCGGCGACAAAAGAAGCGACUUUGUGGAAGUUUCCAUUGUGGAUCGGGUUCUAAAGGUAACGGAAAAUGUUGGGGGACCGGCAAUUGAAUGUGGAAUUCUGAAAUUCAGAUUCAAUUCUCGUUGGGAGGAGAGAAAGCCGACGCAAAGAUGGAGAAUGAUGUGGAGAAUCGAGUGAACGACGGCGAGUGGCAUACGGUUACUGUAGAGUAUUCCAACAAGGUACCGAAUCCCUAAUGUGACACUACAUUAUCAUUGUAACAUUUUCUAGCAACUGACAAUGUCGCUGGACGAAUGUGAAACCCAUCCGUCGCUUUUGCUCAACACGUCUCCGAAUUGUGCAGUGCGCGCGAAACUCAAGUUGGAGAAAAAGUACGUCUACCGUAGUGGUUAGGCUAAUUCACAGCCCGUUGGUAAUAAUUUAUAAUUGCGAGCUUGUUUGCAACAUGGAACUUCGUCUUUACAAAUAUAAUUCAAUUUUCGAAACGCGCCGCUCGCCGCGCUCGCGACGAUUGAAUUAUUCAUUUGAUUAGCGAAAUGGGAACUCUCUGACUGACUUUCCCCUUUCCCAGCAAUAAAAGGGAUCUACAAUACUUAUUUUCAGAUGUGACGACCCGACAGUUCCGUGCUAUCGUUAUCUGGACGUCUCCAAUGGCCUGUUCCUCGGCGGACGUCCGGGCACUUCGAAACAAAUCGAAAAGGCGUUCUCCGGAUGCAUUUCCGAUCUUUCCGUCGACUUUGAGCAAGUGGAUUUUUCGACGAUCAAAGAGAUGCACAAAGUGGGUCAAGUCCACGAAGGAUGCCGUCCCCGUCGUGACUUCUGCUCGGCUUCUGAAGGACACUGUCCGGCGACGACGAAGUGCGUCAACCGAUGGGCGGGCAGGAUUUGCAGCUGUCCGCAGGCGGCUCAUUCCACUGGAGAAUGCGUCGGAGCCCUCGGAACGCAGGAUCUUCGAGGACACUCGCUGUUCGAGGAGGAAUCGUUUGUUCUGUACCAACCUGCCCAAGUUUCAGUGCCCUUCGAAGUCACAUUUGAAUUCCGAACCUCACGAACCGAUAUGCAGGUGAUGGCGAUCGAGUUCACACAGAGAAGCGUCCACUACAAACUGGAAACCGACGACGGAAUUCUGAAGUUCACAGUCGGCGACUCGUCUGUGGACCUGCCGGCUCCGGAAGUCACCUCAAGACACUGGAUGAACGUGGUGAUCAAGUUCGACGCCGACUCCGUGGCCACCACAAUCGACGGCAUCUACUCGGCCGAGGUGAAGACUUCCAUUGCCGACAUGACUUUGGAGCAGCUCUACUUUGGCAUUGCCCCGGGCACCGGUCAUCCGUCACGAUUCGAAGGAUGCAUUCGGAAUGUGAUGGCCGACGGAAAACCGCUAUCGGUGAAGAAGAAGGGCAAGACUCGUGCUGGCUGCGUGGUCCCGAACCGGUGCUCCGUCGACGCAAUCUGUCCGGCGGAGAGCACUUGCCACCGCGCGUGGAACCGACACAAAUGCAAGUGUCACAAAAGCUUCGUCGGUGACACGUGUCUUCCCGUGUGCUCUGUGGCAAACGUGUGCUCUUCGGGAACGUGCGUCGCUUCGAAUACAACCGCCGGAUACGAAUGCAUUUGCCCGAGCGGAAAGGCUGGAAAGAACUGUCAACUGGAGGCGCCGAAGCAAAUGUGUCCGUCCGGAUGGUGGGGUAAUUUCCCGCGGUGCCGAAGAUGCUCGUGCUCGCAGAGCAAGGGCUACGAGGCUCAGUGUGACAAGCAAACCGGCGCGUGUGUCUGCAAAAAGAGUCAUUUCUCGACGAUCAACGGAUGUGUCAAGUGCGAAUGUGGCUUUGGAGCGGAGAGCACCGAAUGCUCGGCGGACGGACAUUGCAAAUGCAACGGAGAUGCGGUCGGAAGAAGGUGUGACAGGUGCUCAAGGUUUGAUCAUGUAAGUGUGCUAAGCAAGGGUGAAGCACAUAUGGAAACGUACUUCCUUUCAGCAAUUGGACUCGAAAACCCUGAAAUGCCGGCCAAUCUCAGGAAAGUGUCCGUCAGAAAUCGAGUACAGUAUCCAGUGGCCCGUCAGCCAGAAGGGAUCAAUCGUACGGCAAUCCUGUCCGACCGGCGAGAGUGGUCUGGCGACUCGAAAGUGUCUGGAAACCGGAAGAUGGUCGGAUGUGAACGCGUGGAAUUGCACCCGUCCCGAGUACUCGAUCAUGGUCAACAAGUUCGACAUCCUCGAACCCGCAAAGCUUUUGACAAUGGUUUCCAACGCGACGAACACGGAAUCGUCGAUCCGCGGACGCAAUCAACAGAUCGCCGCCGAGGCUCUCACCAGACUUGUCGACUACGAGCAGAGUUUGCCGCUGAAGGCGAGAGCUCAUAUCAAGGACAUGAGGUUUACGGAGAAGUUGGUGGAAGCACUGGGAAGAGUGAUGAGUGAGCAGCCGGCGGAUGAGUACUCGACGAUGAUUGCGAAGCUUUGGAACUACGCGGAGACGGUGGCCGAGACUCAUGAAGGCGUCACUUUCCUCUCGCCGUUCUUCGUGGCCAAUGAGCACAUCGGUUAGUGAUUAGUAAACUGUUCAUCUUUAUGAGUGUCUUUUUGCAGUAUUCGCAUCGGACAAACUAGACUUCGGCAACAUGCUUCCAAAGUUCAACAACUUUGUCGACCUCCGUCCGUCGGGCUUCCCGAGAGUUCGCGCCGUCGUGACUGGCACCACGCAAGUCGUCUACUCUAUCGUACCGUACCCCCGAUGCAAUCGCUGCGAGAACCCCAUGAUCGCCGUCGUCGCCAACACAACAGACCCUAUCAUGGUGGAGUUUGAAAUAGAAGAAGACGACGGAUGGAAGUACCCGGAAUGCGUUCGGUUCGAUGCAAAGUCGGGAGCAUGGACGACUCGCGGAGCAGCGCUGAUCGGGCUGAAUUUGACCCAUGCGGUGUGUGAAUUCGAGCAGAUCGGAGUGUUCACAAUGUUCGUCAACGAUCAGUCGAGUUCUAUUGUAAGAGUGGCUCAAAUGGACGACAUGACUUCUCCGGCCAUCGCUGGAGUCGCCCUGUUCCUCUGCUUCCUCUCCAUUCUGCUCACCGUCUCCCGUCGGAACGCCAAGAUCUACUCGGUCCGCAUCGGUUUCAUCCUCUUCUUCGCCGUCAACAUUCUCAACCUGUUCUUCGUCCACAAAACCGCCAUCAACCAGGCGUACUGCCCGGUCCGCAACGCGAUGCUCUCCUUCACCUCUUGCGCCCCGUUCGCGUGGCUCUUCCUCUACGGCCUCUACAUCUACCGAAUGCUCGCCGACGGCUCCUCGACGCCCAACCUCACCACCUCGCUCCUCGUCGGCAUCGUCUUCCCGUGCCUCAUCUCGUUCACCACCUUCCUCUUCACCGACCAAUGCUCACUUUCUCCGCACCUCUGGCUCUUCUGGUUCAUCGUCCUUCCGAUCGGACUCUUCCUUCUGCUCUCCUUCUACGCGGCCGCCACUUCGGUGCUCGUCAGUCUUCACAAAAAGUACGACGUCUUUGUGGCCAAGUACAAUGUGAAGAGAGCAGUUUUCCAACACUUUAUCCUGGUAAGUUGUGCUCAACUCAACAUCGCAACUUGUUCCUCAUUUCAGACGCUCUUCACACUGGGAAUGACACUAUCCGGUCUGUUCGCCAACCAACUGCCAUUGCCGGUUGAGCUAUUGGAAAUCUCUCAAUCGGUUGUCUACCUCAUCGCUGCAUUCGUCAUCUUCCUCUGGUGUGUCUGUGACGUGGCAACCAAGUCGUCCGACUCCAAUCCCAACAUGUGGCUCGACAAUCAGAAAUCGAUGAUGGCCGAGUCGACAAUGGCGGAUCCGCAAUGCGCUUCCCCGCUGCUCUCGCCUCGCCAUCAUCACGAGGCGACCGUGGAUCCGGAUUGGAUGCCCGACGUCAUUCCGAACAACCAUCAUCAUCGACCGAUCGAUGAGCCGGACACGCCGCGCCGUCAUCCUCCCCCUCCGAAACGCGAGAUCAUCAACAUCCUGUCGCCUCCGGAUCAGAUUCUAAACGAAGGAAUCGGCCACGUGUACCGCAACAACAUGGGCUCCCUGCCACGUCUUCGCAGCGCCCAGGACGAAUCCGACGACGCGUACUACACGUACACAACUUCCAGGAGGUACAAGAACACGACGUCGACGUUCAACAGAGAGUAA
Caenorhabditis sp. 36 PRJEB53466 is the source of this 19420-nucleotide messenger RNA. The record is from the annotation of a GenBank genome assembly. Lineage: Eukaryota; Metazoa; Nematoda; Chromadorea; Rhabditida; Rhabditidae.